Messenger RNA from Ylistrum balloti, 1575 nucleotides. Its product is annotated as sodium-dependent glucose transporter 1A-like. The transcript has 3 exons. The coding region runs from base 1 to 1575 and encodes 524 amino acids. The record is from RefSeq and is a predicted model, not a curated record. Lineage: Eukaryota; Metazoa; Mollusca; Bivalvia; Pectinida; Pectinidae.
AUGCCUGUACAAGAAGUUAUGAACAACAAUGAUACCCGAUCUAUGGAUUCUGGUGAAGUACAUCAUUGUGGCAUCUGCUGUCACUUCGGAUCAUUUACAAAUCCCGUCAUCAGAUAUAAAAAGGACAAAGUAUACCGCGAAAAAAUCAUUAGAACUGCUUGUUUGUACUUGGCCAUGUUCACUAUGGGGUUUGCCAAAAGCCAAUUAGGACCCUCACUGAUAGACCUCCAGAUAAUCAGCAGAGUGGGUCUAGAGGAGGGUUCCGCAUUCAUAACGGCAGUGUUCACAGGAUACAUGGUUGGAAUCUGUGUCGGAGGGAUCAUUUACUACAAAGCAAGAAGGACUUUUACAGUAAUAGGAGGGAAUGUCUUGCUGACCAUCACAACCUUAGCAAUACCUUGGUGUUCGUUCUAUUGGCUGAUGCUAUUCGUCUUUUCCAUUUUUGGGUUCAGCCUUGGAGUAGCAAACUCGGUUACCGUUGGGGACCUGCAAGGCAUGUGGGGGAAAGAUGGCCGACCUUACAUGCAGGGAAUGAUGCUCAUGUAUGCGGUAGGUUCCGCUGUAGGUCCACUUAUUGCAGCUGGUUUCCUUUCCUAUCCGGUAUCUUCUAAAUUCAUAGGAAACCAAUCAGAUAUGCAUUUGUGUGUCGGUAAAUUGAAUGACACAACUUCAUCGACAUUGGACUGCUUUGACAGUGAACAGUAUAACAUAUCCAAGGAUAUUCCAGAAUCGACUUACUAUCACACACGUGGAAAUACCCAACUUUACCUAUCUUUUAUGUUUAUAACAAUCUUCAGUGUCUUGACCUCUUUAGCUUUUAUGGCCUUCUACAUAAGCUUUGAGAGGAAAAUUCAAAAUGUUUCACAUGGAUUAAGUGUCAUUUCCAAGAAAUACGAAACCAGACAACUUCCGAUAGCAUUGAAGUUUUCAGCAUUAGGAAUGAUGAUUUGCAUUGCAGCAUUGAUUUCCAGUAUCGAGGAAGCGUUCGUAGGAUUUCUGACCACAUUUUGUGUGAUUUAUCUAAAAUGGACGAAAUCCCGAGGGGCUGUAUUGACAUCAGUGUGCGGUUUCUCAGUAGUGUUCGGACGGUUAUUUUCUGUAGUUAUAAUACAGUUUAUCAACCCUAUGACACUCACUGGCGUCCAUGCUUUAAUAACAAUGCUGUCCUUCGUGGGAUUAUACGUAAGCACACUGCAUACAUCAACUGUCGGAAUAUAUAUUUGUGCUAUUGGAUUCGGAUACGGAAGGUCGGCAAUACUGGCGAGUGUGUUGUCCUGGAUUGAUGAAAUUGUUACACCUGUCACUGGGAAAAUUUCUGCGCUCGUUUACUUCGUGAUAACCUCUUUAGUAGCAAUAAAUCCCGUAAUACUAGGCAGUAUGAUGGAAAACUUGAGAGAUAUCUGGUACGUGUUGCUGCUCCUGGGAGAGAGUGUGCUGUUGGUGAUUUUUUACACUGCGGCCGCGUUAAUAUCAAAGUUUAUUGUAGCACGACACGGCUAUACAUACGGUAAAAAAGAUAACUCUGAGGGAAAUGCACAAAUAAACACAACAGAAAUGGUGAAUCAUAAUGUUUAA